AUGGCGGUGGACCAGGAGCACACCAUCUGGGCACUCUGUGGAGUUACCCUGUUUGGAAAUUCUAGACUUGGAACUCUGGUCCAUCGAGGCCGACAUCCUGUGGAGCUACCUCAACCGUCAGGCCACAACGUUUAUCAAGGGGAUAUCGGUGUCUCAACCCCUGCUUCUGGUGGUAAUCCAGCAACUAGGCAGCCGUGUUCUGGAAAUGCAUCAAGGGACGGCGUUGCGAUGGCGAGCGGCGGCCGUUUGGCGAGGGGGGAAGGAGUCCUACAGAGGAAAGUCGUCGCCGCCCCAUUUGGCGACGAUCAGCAGCUUGCAGCGGGCACGUGA
Messenger RNA from Aspergillus piperis CBS 112811, 330 nucleotides. RefSeq lists its product as uncharacterized. Bases 1 to 330 code for a protein of 109 amino acids. The transcript has a single exon. NCBI's taxonomy places the organism in Eukaryota, Fungi, Ascomycota, Eurotiomycetes, Eurotiales, Aspergillaceae. The record is from RefSeq and is a predicted model, not a curated record.